GCAGUGCAACUGUUAUCGCACGUAGGCCUGUUCAGAUUGGAUGGAGCUCUGAAUCCGUUACCGUACAGGCAGCUCCUCCCUCCGCCUGUCAGUCCUAUCUGCUCUCCCUCUCAUCAUGGCUCCGGCCGCGGACAGGCCGGGCUACUGGGGAACACCGACCUCAACUCUCGACUGGUGCGAGGAGAAUUAUGUGGUCUCGUAUUACAUCGCAGAAUUCUGGAAUACUGUCAGUAACCUGAUAAUGAUCCUACCCCCCAUUUAUGGAGCCAUUCAGACGUGUAAAGACGGUUUGGAAGUACGCUAUGUGUGGUCCUUUUUAGGACUUGCUGCCGUAGGUAUUGGUUCAUGGAGCUUCCACAUGACACUACAGUAUGAAAUGCAGCUACUAGAUGAGCUGCCGAUGAUCUACAGCUGCUGCGUAUUUGUCUACUGUCUAUAUGAGUGCUUCAAGCAAGAGCGUGCCGUUAACUAUUUGUCAAUUACACUUUUGCUGACCUUCAGUAUUAUUGUUAGUGUGGUUUACCUGAUAUGGAAGGAGCCUGUGUUUCAUCAGGUCAUGUAUGCCGUACUAGUGGCUUUCUUGGUGAUUCGCUCUGUUUUCAUAGUCACUUGGGUGUAUCCAUGGCUCAGAGCCCUCGGCUUUACAUCAUUAAGCAUCUUCCUGUUGGGAUUCGUAUUAUGGAACAUCGAUAAUAUCUUUUGUGACUCUCUAAGAACCACACGGCAGCAGCUGCCCCCUGUUUUCGGAGCAGUUACGCAGCUUCAUGCCUAUCUAAUGAUUCAGAUAAAAGUAAGAGGUCAACAUUUUCUCUAA
Messenger RNA from Sinocyclocheilus grahami, 814 nucleotides. It is a transcript of the gene acer3, whose product is annotated as alkaline ceramidase 3. Gene Ontology annotation, cellular component: endoplasmic reticulum membrane. The record is from RefSeq and is a predicted model, not a curated record. Lineage: Eukaryota; Metazoa; Chordata; Actinopteri; Cypriniformes; Cyprinidae. Gene Ontology annotation, molecular function: N-acylsphingosine amidohydrolase activity. The transcript has 9 exons. The coding region runs from base 116 to 814 and encodes 232 amino acids. Gene Ontology annotation, biological process: ceramide metabolic process; phytosphingosine biosynthetic process.